Molecule: messenger RNA, 15148 nt
Organism: Hypoxylon fragiforme
Lineage: Eukaryota; Fungi; Ascomycota; Sordariomycetes; Xylariales; Hypoxylaceae
Exons: 5
Coding region: 226-14856 (4876 amino acids)
Biological process (GO): secondary metabolite biosynthetic process; amino acid activation for nonribosomal peptide biosynthetic process
Cellular component (GO): cytoplasm
Molecular function (GO): catalytic activity; phosphopantetheine binding
Source: RefSeq, a predicted model, not a curated record
ACAAAGGUUCUCGCGGGCAGCGUCAACUUGUAACUAUUUAAACAGAGAGCUCGCUUGUUCUCAGAAGCACACGCAAAUCCCUUGCAGCCUCCUUUACUCUCUGAAUAUUACGCUUACGUUUCCGAGACAUAUUUUUAUCGCCAUCAUAUAUAAAAGCAAUAAUAACGGGUCAUUUCAUCUUGCUGUCACUGCCAUUCUAUUACGAAAAGUCGCCUCCUCAAUUCGAUGGAGUCAGAUAUAGCUCCAAGAGGGCUGUCAAUCCUCAAUGCCUCACCUCGUCUUAUUCCAGGGCCAUCCCUUUUACAUGAGCUAGUGGCAACAUCAAAUAGCAAUGGUUUUCCAGCAAUAGAAUACCGUUCAGGUACUGGCGACAGGACCAGCGUAUCCUAUUCUCAACUUCAUAGAGCGGCUACUGCAUUGGCUGCGCGGAUGUCUGAAACCCUACGUUUCCUAGCACCAGCGAUAGAUCACCAACAUCUUGUUAUCCCGAUUCUCAUGCCACAGUCCCCCGCAUUAUAUAUAGGACUUCUUGCUAUUCUAAAGGUCGGCGCGGCCUUUUGUCCGCUGAAUCUCAAUACACCAAUCGAGCGCAUCAAAUUCAUUUUUCAAGACGUCGGGGCCAGGCUCGUCCUUAUCGACCCCAAUUUCCUAUCGAAUGUCCCGAGAGAUGAUGGCUUAUAUAAGAUUAUAUCCAUAGAUGAAUCCUCAUACCUCGACACGGGUGAAACGGUGCAACCGGCUUCUUACAGGAUACCGCGGGCCAGUGACCUGGCAUAUGUCAUGUACACGUCUGGCUCUACCGGGACGCCCAAGGGUGUUGGCAUAUCCCACCUUGCCGCGACACAGAGUUUACUUGCCCACGACCGGCAUAUUCCAUCCUUCAAGCGCUUUCUUCAGUUUGCAGCACCAACGUUUGACGUAUCCGUGUUCGAGAUAUUUUUUCCGCUCUUUCGCGCCACCACGCUCAUCUCUUGCAAUCGCGCAGACAUGCUAACAGACCUGCCUGGUAUCUUAAGAGAUAUGCGAGUAGAUGCUUGCGAACUCACACCAUCCGUGGCCGGUAGCCUUCUGAAAAGGAGAAAUAAAGUUCCCGGGCUUCGACUUUUGCUGACUAUCGGAGAGAUGCUGACAGAACCUGUAAUCCAGGAAUUCGGAGGUGAUCAGUCCGAGGGCAGUGUACUCUGGGGUAUGUAUGGACCUACCGAGGCCACAAUCCACUGCACUCUACACUCUGCUUUCCCAAAAGCGUGCGGCAAACACAGUAUCGGAGUUCCUCUUGACACCGUAUCAGCGUUCGUGAUAGACGGCGACUCAUCUAAUUUCCAAAUUCUUCCUCUCGGCCAAGUUGGGGAACUUGCGGUUGGCGGUAGCCAGAUUGCCACAGGUUACAUCAAUCAACCUGAACAGACGGCUGCUGUGUUCAUCGAUACACGUUGGGGACGGAUCUACAGGACCGGAGAUAAAGCCAGAAUGCUGCAUGACGGCACCAUUGAAUGUCUGGGAAGGAUCAGUAGCGGCCAGGUUAAGAUAAAUGGGCAAAGAAUCGAGCUAGGUGAAGUCGAACAUGCCAUCCUGCGUACACAGGGAUGUCAUGGUGCUUUUGCGACUGUAAUCUCAAACAUCUUAGUGGCCUUCGCUGCAGUUGAAGAAGGCCUAGAGCCUGCACGGAUACACACGGCGAUCAUUUCCCAAUGCAAAUCAUGGCUACCAGCCUUCAUGAUCCCUACCGAUGUCAGGGUUUUAAACCACUUUCCUCAAUUGCCUUCGGGCAAGGUCGAUAAGUCCACAUUGGUUGAGCAAUAUAAAGCGAUAAACUCUCAUGAUAUAGACGUGGAAGAAGUGGAAGUACAUUUCAAGGAUGAUCUAGAAUACCAGCUCUGCGAGAUCGCGGAAACGCUUCUCGGCCAGCAUAUCAUUCCAUCAACCCACAUAUCCUCGCUGGGGUUGGAUUCAUUAGCAGCUAUCGAAUACGCAUCCAUGAUUAAAAGUGUCGGAAUCGUCGUCAACCCCAUUGAUAUUCUAAAUGCAUCAACUAUCCGCGAGCUCCAUGACACACUCAGAGAUCCACAGAGGACGACCUACACGUCCAUUUCUGCCAAGGAGUCCAUAAAUCAGGAUCGACCGGACAGGGUUAACCAUCUCAUGGAUAUCCUACGAUCCGAGAACGCGACGCAACCAUUUCUAGAUGAUAUUGAACGUGUGGAAGUAUGCAGCCAUCUUCAACAGGCGAUGAUAGCGGAGACCCUCAAGGAUACAAGAUUAUACGUUAACCAGACAGAAUUUCAAUUUCCUAGCCACAUCCCAAUCGAGUCAAUCAAGUCAUGGUUCUUCACUUUGGCUCAGUCCAAUGAGAUUCUGCGAACAGGAUUCGUACACCUGGACCACGAACUUGUCCAAGUGAUCUGGAAAGAGCUCGCUGAAGAACAGGUCACAAUCCUCAGCCAUGCCCGUCCUUUUGAAGAGGUUGAAGCUGAAUCAUUUCUGCGUCGCCCACUUCAGCUAGAAAUCAUUCCAGGUGACCCUCUAGCGACACAUCGAAAACUGAGAUUAAUCAUGCACCAUUCAAUAUACGAUGGAUGGACAAUCGAUUUGUUAAUCGAGGACCUUUCAUUAUUGGCACACGGUCAAUCUCCAGUCGAAAGGCCUCAGUUUAGUCGCGUGUCUCAACAUCUUGGAGCCACCUUGCGAACUGAGAUGAUGGACGCAAAGGAAUUUUGGGCAGAAACCCUUCAGGGCAGCCUCCAUACUCCGUUUCCCAAUUUCAGGACUGUAGCUACCACGAAACCCAAUAUCAUGACUAUGCUUGAACAGAUCGAUCUGAACCCUACUCAUGCUAGAGACUUUGCUCUUCGGGUUUCUAUUACCCCCCAAGUUCUAUUCCAGGCUUGCUUGAGCUGGAUAUGGGGUGCAACCAACGCCGUCGAUGAUAUAAUCAUUGGCUCCGUGUCAUCUGGUAGAACGAUUCCGGUGGUAGGGAUCGAGAAGAUAAUGGGGCCGUGCAUGGCCACCCUCCCUCUGAGAGUAGUCUUCAGUCGACAUAAAACCAUCGCCGAACUCUUACAAAACAUUCACAUAUUCAACCGAAAGACGCUCAAGUACGGUGACCUUCCUCUUGUGGAUAUCAAGCGGGCUGCUGGGUUUUCAGCUGCGCAGAAUUUAUACGACAUCGUCUUCGCCUAUCAAGAAACAUUGAUCAGUCGAAGGCGGGGUGAGUGUACGAUACGAGAAGUCUACCACAAAGAUGCAAUAGAAGCCAAGCUUCUGGUUGAAAUUUACCCGCACGUGGAUCAUUUCUCGUGUCAGAUUACCUGGCAUGCAGAAAUAUUCCCACAAUCACAAAUAGAAGCCCUGUUCCAGCACCUGAGUUGCUUGGUCAACUACUUCAUCGAAAAUUUGGAGGAGCCACUCGACACUAUCUCACGGUGCUUCCCGGUGCAGAACCUAUCUUUUUAUAACGAACGUCCUAAGCAUAUAAAAGUACUCCCAAGUUUGUGCGAACUAGUAGAAAGAACCGCAUUGAGGUUUCCGACAUACGAUGCUCUAUGCUUCGCGUCUUCUAUCAGCACACAAGGCAUCGAAGCAACUACCUUAACUUACCAGGAGCUCAAUUUGAGGGCCAAUCGGAUCGCCAGAUGUCUGCAAGAAUCCGGUGCAGUCUCUGGGGGGAUAAUUGCAAUAGUAAUGGAGAAGUCUCAUCUGCUAUAUUGCGCCAUCCUCGGAAUACUUAAGGCCGGCUGCGCAUAUCUUCCCAUUCUUCCCAACACCCCUAAGCAGAGAGUUGAACUAAUCUUGCAACAGUCACGGCCUCAACUUUGUCUCGUCGAUGAAUCAUCUCCACAGCAUAUAGCCGAGACAUCCCUUUGCUCGGUCAUCAAUUUUUCGCACACCAUGCUCUCCCAAUAUUCUGACUCUAACCUUGAUAUCCCUAGAGAUUCCUCCAACCUUGCCUAUAUCAUUUAUACUAGCGGUACCACGGGGAGUCCGAAAGGUGUUUCGGUUACGAAUGCAAAUAUGUUAAGCAACCUUGAGAUUUUAUCCUGUAUUUACCCUCAUGAGACUUCCGACCGAAUGUUACAAGCCUGCUCUCAAGCCUUCGAUGUGUCCGUCUUCGAGAUAUUCUUCGCUUGGGGAAAUGGAAUGUGCCUAUGCUCAGCUACCAAUGACACGCUAUUUGAAGAUGUUGAAGAAACCGUGCGAGCUUUACGUAUAACUCAUCUCAGCAUAACGGUCACUGUAGCCUCAUUGAUGGAACCUAGCCGAGUACCUAGUGUUAAGUUCAUGGUUACUGCCGGCGAGCCGAUGACUGAUAGAGUGCUAGAUACUUGGGCAGAACAUCUAUGGCAAGGUUACGGCCCAUCUGAGACCACUAAUAUUUGCACCGUUAGAAAAGUAUCCCGGGGAGACUCAUCGCAAUAUUUAGGGUGGUCUUUAGAAAACACAUCAUCAUUCGUCUUCUCUCCAAAUACCACGGCGUUGGUGCCGUUCGGUUGCAUAGGUGAGCUAUGUUUCGGGGGCGACCAAGUCGCUGCGGGCUAUCUUGAUAUGGCCGAAUUGACGGCAACCAAAUUCUUUGAGCAUCCCGAGUAUGGUCGUCUAUAUAGAUCGGGAGAUAUUGGCCGCAUGCUACCAAAUGGUUCAUUGAUCAUCCUUGGGAGAAUCGACAAUCAAGUGAAGCUCCGCGGGCUACGAAUUGAACUCCAAGAGAUCCAAGCAACCGUUCUAAGGAGCGAUAUCACGAAGGCCUGCACGAGCGUGCUUGUCACCCUAAGGAGCGAUUCCUCGCAACAGUUAGCAUUGUUCUUCGUUCCAAAGACGCACAGGUCAUCAAAGUUCACUAUCUUGCCUAUCACAGACUCAGAGAGGCAGUCAAUUAUCACAAUUCAGGAACUUCUGCGUGUAGCUCUACCGGAUUAUAUGAUUCCAUCCUUUAUUUUCCCUAUAUCUCUUCUGCCAUUGACAUCAUCUGGGAAGAUCGACCAUGACCUGCUACACCAAUCUGCCAGGGGCCUCUCUGAUACAAUCCUCAGUCAGUGUAGCUCCGUACAGGAUCUCGCCGGGGAUUUAGUUGAAUGGUCCGAAACAGAGACAUUGAUACUACAAGCUAUUUCAGAAACAAUUCGAAUCGAUAGAAAGGUAAUUGGUCGUUGGACCUCGUUUGCAGUCCUCGGGAUUGAUUCAAUUUCUGCCAUGCCUUUAGUUCGCAGGCUGCAAUCUAUUUUUCAGCAGCGAAUCCCCCUAUCAUUCAUCCUAUCACACCCAAGCAUCGGCAGGCUAGCUUCUCUCAUCGCCAAGGAAAUGCCAUCAGUGCACAUACAGCCAGGGAAACUGACGCCAAUCCUGCCCGAGGAACUGGUGGAAACUGUCAAGUUGCGCUUUUCUAUGGGAGGAGAUGUCGAGACUGUUCUCCCGUGCACCCCAUUACAGGAGGCUAUGCUAUCGUCUUCUCGGCUGUCCAAAGUUGGGUCGUCAUACAACAACCAAAUGCUAUUUCAACUUCGGAUACCAUCUCAGAUCAUGAUAAAGCAUUGGAACAUGAUGUUCGAGCGGCAUGGAAUUCUUCGAACAUGUUUUAUGACGACUGAAUCUUCCCAGUAUCCGAUAGUCCAAGUGGUUCUAAGAUCCCACCUACCUGCAUGGCAGACCUACGAAGCUAGCAGCUCCAGCUUCCAAGAGCUUGUGCACGAACAUGGCCUCUCCCUCCCAUUUGCGAUUGACUCAUGCCUUCCUCCUGUUUCGCUUGCUCUCGUCAUUCUUGAGGACUGUACAGAAUACAUAUCAUUUGUUUGUCAUCAUGCUAUAUAUGAUGGUGUCUCAGUCAGAUCCAUGCUCGCGGAGAUAGAGUCGCUAUCCCGUUGUCAAGCCCUACCAGCUCCUCAACCAUUUGAGUCAUUUCUCAGAGAAACACUGCCUUUACCUCCCGAAACGGAUGAUUUUUGGGUUAGGCAAUUCCAUUCUUAUUCUCCCUAUCGUUUUGAUAAAUUGACAUCCACUGGAGACCUUGACCAAGACACAGUACUUAGGAGGGCUUCUGGCCGCCCAUUUUCUUCGAUCUUAUCUCAGCUGCGUGACCUAGGUGUGUCGCUAUUGCCGUUUUGCCAAACAGCCUGGGCAGUCACCUUGUCCAUUUUACAGGAUGACGAUGAUGUUUGUUUUGGGAACGUUGUGAGCGGCCGUUCCAUUGCCUUAGAACAGGUCGAUACCCUCGUAGCACCAUGUUUCAAUACAAUACCUAUUCGGAUGAAUAUUUCUCGUACCAAGUUCGUUCUGGAUGCUAUAAAGGUAUUCCAGCGUUUGAAUGCCGAGAUGAUACCAUACCAAUUCACAAGUUUACGUCGUAUACAAUCCCGACUCGGCUUAUCGCAUCUUGUCGACACCAUAUUAAUUCUUCAACCACAAGCGGUACCACUAGAUGAAAAUAUAUGGUCUUUGGAGCAAGAACACGGCGCAAUGGAUAUGCCCCUCGUGUGCGAGGUUAUCCCCUCGGAGGAGCAAGACACGGUCAUGCUACAACUCCAUCGUGAUCCUUCGAUAUUCUCUCACGAAACAUCCCUGCUCAUUCUCGAUAUCUUCGAGUAUGUCCUUGAUACAUGCCUAGAGCAUCCGCUUUCACAUACCUUGUCCACUUCGAAACUACCAGCUCGAUGGCAACGCCAGAUAGCACAGAUAUCUCUCUCAAGGGAACUACCACGAACACGGCUGGCUAGCACGACUUCCGAAUCGCCUACCGGCAAAGAAGACUGGAGUGAAAUUGAAAUAGAAGUUCGUUCGGUAUUGUCGAGACUAACUAGAGUUCCAGAACGGAACAUUCGACGAGAAACUUCGAUAUACCGUUAUGGCCUGGACAGCAUUAGUGCAAUGCAGUUCGCUUCUAUGUUACGUCGAGAAUCAUACAGCGUUUCCGCACUAGACGUGAUCGAGAACCCGACAUGCGCCGGAAUCGCAUCUCGCGUUACAGCCCAGGAACCCGGCCAGGCCGAUGUUCUUUACGAUUUCGACCAGUUCGAAAAAGUUGUUCGUAAUGACUUGAAUGAUAUCUCAGAUACGAUUCCGGGUUUUGACGAGCUGUUGCCGUGCUCUCCCACACAGCAAGGCAUGAUUUCUCAAUUCCUUAACUCAAAAGGGGCAAACUACUUCAACUUCACAAGCUGGGCAUUGAAACCUAGCAUCAACUCCUUACGAGUAGUUGAAGCAUGGGCUCAUCUCACCGCCCACCAUCAGAUCCUCCGCACAGGAUUCGUACCUGUCAAUCACCCAGAUACCUCCUAUGCUAUGGUCGUUUAUUCUAGGGCGAACUUUACUGCUCCAGUAUCAAUUUGCUCGUCGAAUUCAUUUGAAGUUUCCAAAUGGCGCGCAGAAGCUGCUUCCGAGGCUCUAACAAUGCUCUCGAGACCACCCUGGCAGGUUGUUAUCGUUGUCGACGAUGAUCCUAGUCAGUUGACGAUGCACCUUGCCAUUCAUCACGCAUUAUACGAUGCACAUUCGCUCCGGAUCUUACUUCAUGCAUUAGUGCGAGUUGCAUUAGAUAACGAGGAAGAAGCGGCAUUGUCGAUCAAGCCAGCGCUAUCGGCUUGUUUCAAUUUCACACAUUUUCAGUCUGCCUCGGAAGCAUUCUGGAAAGGCAAGGUCGAAGAUCUGGUGGUGAACAAGUUUCCGAUCAUGACACCCCUUCAUAUUACUGGCCAUAGUAUAUUAAACACGUCAAGAGUUUGUGAUGAAUCGAUUGAGAGCCUACGUCGUGGUGCGACAGAGGCUGGUGUUACAAUUCGAGCAGCACUCCAGGCGGCUUGGACUCGCGUGCUUUCGGGAUAUAUUGGCGAAUCUUCGGUCACAUUUGGGAUUGUACUUAACGGGCGACACACAAAUGAAGAACAGGACAUAACCUUUCCAAUGAUUACGACCUUGCCUAUUUUUGCGCGUAAUACAGAUUCAAACACCGAACUUCUCAACUACAUGAUGAAAUACAAUACCAGCCUCCGUAGGCAUGAACGAACUCCCCUCUCCAAGAUACAGCGAUGGCUAGGCCACUCGGAUAGUCAGCUAUUCGACACAAUACUAUCGUAUCAAACUGUGUCAACUACGAAAGAUGACAUGCCCGGGGAGGUGCUAGAUGAGGCUGCAUCAUUAGAAUAUAAGGUAGCGCUAGAAGUAGUUGAAACGGACUCGGACAAGCUGGAGUUGAAUUUAACGCACGACGGGGACAUUCUACCAACUUCACAGGCGCACAUUCUACUUCAGCAAUUCGAGGCGGUGCUUGUAGAUCUCCUAACCACGCCUCAGAGCUACGCAAAUCGACUUGCUUGUGAGAAGCCAAACCUGUUCUCUAUUCUGCCAGCAGUUUCCCCUCAGCUUCCCGGCCCCGGCGCACUCUUGCACCAACUUGUUGAGCAAACCGUGCAGCGUAUACCCCACAUGGUGGCUCUGGAAUUUGUCGAAGAACUAGGGGACCCGAUCUGUAGGCGACGGUGGACAUACCGCGAGUUGGAUGAAAUGGGAAACCGGGUGGCGAGCAUGCUCGUAAAUCGUAACGUGCCAUCUGGAAGUAUCGUCGCAACGUGUUUCAACAAAUGCCCAGAGGCCUAUUUCUCGAUUCUCGGGGUUCUUAAGGCAGGCUGUGCAUUUCUAUCGCUUGACCCGACUGCCCCGGCCUCCCGUUUGAGUUAUAUCUUGGAAGACUCCGGCGCUUCAUGUUUGCUGAUUGAAUCAGACCUGAAAGAAAGCUUGGAUAUCAACGCGACCAUACCAAUACAUAUCGUUCGUGAACCUGAACUAUUGACUAUCCCAGCAAUAUUCCAAUCCUUGAAGCAAAUAUCACCCUCAAGCACAUGUUAUUGUCUCUACACCAGCGGCACCACAGGCACUCCCAAAGGCUGCCUGAUAAGUCACGACAACGUUGUCCAGGCGAUGCUUGCCUUUAAACAACUAUUUGCCGGACACUGGGAUAUUGAUUCUAGAUGGCUCCAAUUUGCCUCAUUUCAUUUUGAUGUGUCGGUCUUAGAACAGUAUUGGUCUUGGUUCGUCGGGAUUACUCUCGUUGCGGCCCCAAAAGACCUCAUACUCGGUGACAUUACAGCAACAAUAUCAAGAUUAGGCAUUACUCACAUCGACUUAACGCCGAGCCUCGCAAAGAUCGUGCACCCAGAUGAAGUACCAAGCCUUUGCAGAGGGGUUUUUAUCACGGGGGGAGAACAGCUACGACGAGAGAUCUUGGAGGUAUGGGGACCGAAAGAAGUGAUAUAUAAUGCGUAUGGUCCCACCGAGGCUACCAUAGGUGUUACUAUGUUUCAGAGAGUGCCUGUCAAUGGCAGGUCGUCCAAUAUUGGAAAUCAAUUUCCAAAUGUUGGUACCUACAUUUUAGAACCUGGGACUGAAAAUCCCGUGCUUAGAGGGGGUGUUGGUGAGCUGUGUGUGUCCGGCAGACUAGUUGGUCAGGGUUACCUGAAUCGAAACGACCUCACAGAGGAGCGCUUCCCGACCCUCAAAGAGUAUGGGGAGCGUGUUUAUCGCACAGGAGAUCUCGUCCGUGUUCUCCACGACGGCUCGUUUGAUUUCUUAGGCCGCGCUGACGAUCAAGUCAAGCUUCGAGGCCAGAGGCUUGAAAUCGGAGAGAUUAAUCAUGUCAUUAAGACAACUCUAUCUACUCAGUUGACUGAUAUCGUUACCUUCGUUACAAGGCACCUCGGGCAGGAUAGAGAUUUCAUUAUAUCCUUCUUAGCCCCUGCCACGAAUUUACCUCCUCCCACCAAGCUACAUAUCUGUUCUGAGGAUGAAUCUCUUGACAUCUCCCGAGCUGCCCACGAGGCUUGUAGGAAUCAGCUCCCUGGGUAUAUGAUUCCUACCUACAUCUUAUGCGUACCAUAUAUCCCUCUAUCGUCGAACAACAAGGCAGAUGUGAAACGGCUAAAACAGCUUUUCAUGGAACUAUCUCAUGAUCACCUACGCAAUCUUACGACGGGCUUAGCUGGGGCUUCCAGAGGUCUGGGUGAGAAGGAACAGCUGAUAGCUCUGGCCAUUUCAGUUAUUACACAAGCCACAGAUACUGAUAUGCGACCCGCUUCUUCCAUUUUUGAGCUUGGAAUUGACUCAAUCAAUGUAGUCCGGUUAGCCAGGAUUCUUCAGUCUCAAGGGUUCACUCUAGCAAGCCCUUCGCUGAUUUUGCGUCAUCCUCAUAUAAACAGUCUCUGUCAAGCUUUGCAACAGACAAACACAACAAUACUUGGUCGGCAUGCCAUUCAAGUGAAACAAUCUAUUCGUGCUUGCUAUCAGAGAUAUAUUGGCAUGGCUUGCAGAGUGCUGAGCAUUGGCAAAACGGACGUGGAAUACAUCGCGCCAUGCACACCUUUACAAGAGGGAAUGAUUACAAGGUCAAAUUAUACAGACACUCAAUCAAUAUACUUUAAUCAGUUCCGGAUUGAUCUUGAUUCCCAGAUCUCUAUCAACCGUCUAAGAUGUUGUUGGGAUGAAAUGUUAGCAGAAAGCGCCAUUCUCAGGACGGCUUUUAUUCCAACAACUGGGGGCUAUGUUCAAGUGGCUAUCAAACAAAAAGCUACACGCUGGUUUGAGGUGAACACAGGCGGGAAAGACAUUGACCUGUUCAUGUCAGAGCGCAGAGAGCAGUGGGUUUCUUCAAAUCAUGAUAUUUUACGCUACACAGUCGAAGUCGACCAUUUAGAAUACAAUGGGCAUCAAGUGCUCCUCCUCCGGCUGUUCCAUGGUGUUUACGAUGGGCACAGUUUCGAGCUUCUACUUCGACGCUUGAAUGCCAAGUACCACCAUGAAAAGUCACCCAGUAGCCCAGCAUUCAUUGACGUCCUACCCCAUGGACCGCUUCUCAAAUACCAUCAAUCCAAACCUUUCUGGAAAACAAUCUUCGAAAAUCAUGCAUUUCAACCGACGCCAAAUCUUGCGGACGAUCCCGCAGCAUCCGAUGUUUCUGUGUCUCGAGUAUUCCAUCAAAGCGAGGUAGAAGCUCGACGCCUAUCCCUUGGGGCAACACACCAGACUAUACUUCAAGCUGCAUGGUUAGUCACAUUGCAACAAAAGCUUGGUUUCGUGCCGACUUUCGGUGUCAUCUACUCUGGGAGGUCAUUGAUUUUCGACGGGAUCGAAGACGUGGUUGGCCCCGUUUUCAACACACUACCUUUCCGCGCGGAAAUUUCUAGCGGUACUACUUGGGCUUCACUCAUACGAGAUGUCCAGAAUUAUAAUACAUCAGUUCUUGAAUUUAUUCAUACGCCACUUCGAGACAUACAGAAAUGGUGCUCAGGUGGUCAGCCGCUAUUCGACAUUCUAUGGACGUUUAAUCGAGAAGAUGCCUUUCCAACAAUAGAAACACAACCAUUCUGGUCCACCAUAGACUCAGAUGGGUCCAUCGACUACCCACUCGCGGUGGAGAUAAUUAUGUUACAAGAUAAGUCACUCAAGGUCAAUACAGUCGCUCGGAAAGACAUUGCUACGCAUGCUAUUGUUAGCUCAUUGCUAGACGAGUUUGGGAAAGCCCUCAGAUCUCUCGCCACCUUAGAUGAUGAUGCACCACUUCUGGGUAUGUCUUUGACGACCAACGGUCCCGCGCUCGUAUCACAAGCUACGCAGACACCAAAAGCACAUCCUUCUGAUAUCAAGGACCUGGCCGGAUCAAUCUUUUCUCGUAGCAGUGAAGCUCGAGAAGUCCGGCACGAGGUCGCUUCCCUAGCUGGAAUACCCGACGAAGAUGUCACGGAAACAACAAGUUUUUUUGAGCUUGGUUUGGACAGCAUUGAUUCCAUAAAGCUGGCAGCAAGGCUGAAAAGACUCGGGCUUGACGUCACAGCCAGUGAACUGAUGAAAAGUCCCACCAUAAAGGACCUCCUAGUUUUGCAUGGUAUGGCAGACGUGAAAGGGGGUGACAAUGACAAGGAGCUGUCUAGCCUAAAUAGUACGGCCACAUUUUUGAAGGACUAUAUUCUACAAGAAAAAGGAUCUCUUGAAAAUAUGAAAGCUGUCCUCCCACCGACACCAUUACAAGAUUCUAUGGUUGCUGAGAUGUUGCUCUCAGACUUCGACCGAUACUUCAAUCACGACGUAAUGGAAAUCACAGCCGACACGGAUAUCGAUCGGCUAAAAUCGGCUUGGAUAGAAGUCCAUGCUAAUUCCCCAAUAUUAAGGACCACUUUCGUAGGGGUCGAUCAUCCAAAUAGCAAGGCCGCAUUCUGCCAGGUCAUCCGAGAGGAGCCCCUUGAAAUCCCCCAAGCAGUAGAGCUUUCGAGCUUAGAUGAUAUCACAACAGUCAUCGAUCAAGCUCGCCAUAAAGCACUACUCGGUCAAGGGAAAUCACAUCUAUUCCAGCUCGCAUUCAUCACAACACCAAAGAGUCGCUAUUUAGUCGUCUCUAUCGCCCACGCUCUGUACGAUGGAUGGUCACUUGAAUUGCUUCACAGGGACGUCGAAGCAGCGUACGUGGGUAACUACCAUGUACGAAGUAGAUAUGAACCAUAUCUUUCCCGCUUGCUUUUCAUCCCCGCAGCUGCAAGCGAAAGCUUUUGGGCCGGAUACUUGGACGACGUUCGUCCAACCAUCCUCAGCCCAAAAAUGGGAGCGCUCGACGAUGGCAUGACGACAGUUGUACAUCGAGCAGAAUUAGUAUCGAAGCUCGGCGCACAAGACUUAAAGACUUUAUGUCAACGGUAUCGCGUCACGCCGCAAGUCCUGGCUCAGGGGUGCUGGGCGCCUGUACUAGCUUCGAUGUUCAAUACCCUGGAAAUCACUUUUGGUGUAGUCUUGUCAGGGAGAGAUACCGAGGAAGCCCAGAGUCUACUAUUUCCAACGAUGAAUACUAUACCUCUACGCAUCGUGCUCCACGGUUCGGUUAGAGAAUAUUAUAACUACUUACAAGCCACCAUGUCAGAGAUUAUGGAACACCAACACCUCCCACUUCGCGAGAUACAGAAGACAGCUCGUUUCAAGGGUGGAAAACUUUUUGAUACGCUCUUCCUCUUACAAAAUGUCAAGGAACAUCGGAGCGAGUCCCAUAGUCGCAUUUUAAGGUCUGUCCAAUCGAAGUCAGCUGUGGAAUAUCCCCUAUGUGUCGAAAUGGAAAUCGCGGGAGCCUCGGUUAUGUGGCACGUAGCAGGUCAUGCGCAAUACUUCUCUCUGGACGACGUAGCCCAGAUCCUAAACAAUGCUGAAGCGGUCCUAGAUCAUAUUUUCCAGAAUCAUACCGAUGUCCUUGAAUUCAGCCAAACGCCAGAAACAGUAUCUGUCUGUGGUCUGGCGCCUUUCUACCUGGCUGACACGGUCGAUGAUGGAAUAGACACUAGCACUAUUUCAUACGACCUACCAACCCAGGGAACCGUAUCUGCCGGCUUGGAGUCACCCAUUAUGGACGUCUUGUCGGAGUUGUCGGGAAUUGAAAAGCACUCUAUCAACCAAAACCAUUCCAUUUAUCACCUGGGUCUUGAUUCUAUUAGUGCCAUCAAGGCUGCUUCAAUGCUUCGAAAGCGAGGCCUGGAAAUUUCUGUUCGAGCUAUGCUGAAAGCAAAUUCCAUCCACGAAAUUCUAGCCUACUCAGCGGGAGGCAUUCGCCAACCUGCAAGUAGCACACAAAGUGUAACGCUGGACUUGGAUUCAUUCCUGGAAAGGGCCAAUAUUGACUCUCUUCUUAAGAACUCUGGUGUGGAAGAAGCUGAAAUAGAGACAGUUCUUCCUGCCCUACCCAUGCAAAUACACAUGUUGAGUGCCUGGCAAAACACAGGAGGCCUACUAUUCUUCCCACAAUUCACAUACAAGAUUUCUGGGCAUUUGGAUCGAAAUGCAGUUUUGGGAACAUGGUCUGCAUUAGUUAAUGAAACACCAAUGCUCAGAACACGGUUCGCUGCCACUGAAUCCGUGGAGAUUCCAUUCAUACAGAUCAUUAUGGCACCAAGGUUAACGAACUCUACCGAUCAUCGUCUUGUGGAUCACGGGCGGGAUAGAUGGGCUUUUGAGGAGGCGGUAACACCUUUUAGCUUCGUGCAUGUUGAUAAUUUACAGUUGGGCGAGACUUGGCUUCAUCUGCGCAUCCAUCAUGCCUUGUACGACGGCGUGAGCCUCCCGAUCAUGGUGGGCCGAUUCCUAGAGUUGUACAAGAGCUCGCAGAUUUCGAUAUCGAAUAUAUAUAGACCGAGAUGGUAUGAUUUCGUCUCAAGCCACUACCUCCCCGAGACUCAGCAGCAGAGGUUCCGCUUCUGGACACUCUAUCUUCGAGACACAAAUAUAAUUCAAUUACUGGAUCGGCGAGAUAUUGUACAAGAGAGCCAAAAGACUCAACGUGCUGCACAACUUAGGCGUAACGCCAUUAGCAACGUCUCAAAACUCAAGAUAUUCGGUUCAGCCAACGGUACAUCGCUACAAGCACUCUUCUUCGCGGCAUACUCAAAGGCUCUUGUAGCUUUUCAUCUUUCUAGGGAAUCCGACCAACGGAAUGCCGAUGUCGCUUUUGGAGUUUAUCUUGCAAACCGAGCAAGUUUCGAGGACAUCCAGAGAGCGCCUUUUCCGACUUUGAGCAUUGUUCCCCUCCUAGUCAAGAAACCGUUGGCGCGGUCGCUCAUUGAUGUAGCUAUCCAGAUUCAAGAAGACCUCGUGAAAAUCGGAAGCUUUCAAAAUUCGAGUGUCAGCCUGUGGGAAAUAUACACCUGGACUGGCAUACAAAUUGAAAGUUGUAUCAAUUUUAUGUUUAUGCUUGAUGCACCCACCGCAUACACGAAUGGUGGUAUUACAAUGAUCGAGGAGCCUCGAGAGCCGACACCAACUCCGGACAGCAACGACCAACCAUGGAACCUCGUACAGCCGAACGCCAGUUUCCUGUCGCAGAAUGUAGCGGGAAAGGCAUAUAAAGUAAGAUGAAUCUUGAACCAUUCCAAGACAUAAAGUGUAUUGCAGUGCUAACGUUGGGAAUUCAAUAGCAUACGAUUGAUGUCGAAGUGGGAUAUCGUGGAGAUAUCAUGGACAUUGGCGUGUUCUGCCCGGCGACCUUCUCAGAAACCUGCGCAAACGGAUUGAUCGGGAGCAUUGUCUCCAUAUUGGAAGAUGUAAACUAGGUUAGGUUGAAGCAAGCGACAGACUUGUGUGAUAUCGGCGCGUACGGGUAGCGAGAAGCAUGUUUUCCGUUACUACUAGCGAUGCCCAAGACGUGCCU